GAACCUACAACGGCUACAAGGGUCCACCACCACCCAUCUUUUUGUCCGUGAACUCUGCAACUCUUCAUCAGUAUUCAAACACUUUCCUCCCCCACACUUUUUUCCCUAUCCUCCUCCUGGAAAAUCUCUCUGCUUUCUCACUCGCAUUUUCCCACUAGCCAAACACAUCUCUCCCGUAUUUUUCAUGAAAAAAUAAUCAAUACCCUUUUCAUAUUAUUCCCUACUUUCCUUUCUCUCUCUCUUCUUUUCCCUAGUUUAUUUCUUGGUAGAGCAAAACCCAAAUUUUUCUCACAAGUGAGAUUAUGGUGAAGAAGCAGCUUUGUUGCUGGGGGUGCCUCAUAAUCUUCAGUCAUCUACUACUAGCAUCUCUUGUUUGCUCCAAAAUCCACGGAAACCCUGCAAAUGACCUUGUUGAGAUAAUCAACAACAAUCGAACAGCUCAUAAACUUCCAAAACUUAAUGACAGUCCUGGACUCGGGUGCAUUGCCCUGCAAUAUGCUGAGUUGUGCAAGGGAAACUGCACUAGCAACAACACCGUGAACUGUAAACCAUCUGAAGAGGACUUCACCCAAGUUUUUGCCCCGAAUUGUGGUGUGGAACUACCCACUUUCGGCACCAUAACUGCCCAUAUUGUGGGUUGCCAAUCCAAGUAUCUUGAGCCCUCACUAGCUUUUGCACAUGUUCUUGUUCGAGACAACAAGGCCUUAUCAAUUCUGAGAAAUAAAUCACAUACCGAGGUGGGAGUAGGAAUGGUUCGGGUUCACAAAGGGCCAUUCUUCUGGAGUGUUCUCUUCAGCACUGGGAAGACAAACUCCACGUUUGUACUGGAAAAUCGCGGUGAAGGGAUCCAUCAAAAGAAAGGUUGCUACAGUGGAAGCAGCUUACCAUGUAGUGCAGGUCAAGGGAAUGGUUCCUCGCUGUUGAGCAAUGUUACGAUCAUCGCUUUUCUAUGUGCUGUUUAUCUUUCGCAACAGUUGAAUGUCAAUUUAUGAUUCGUUACCACUCUGAGAUAUUUCACUAGGGAAUGCUCGAAAAUUUUGUUACUGAUUGACUUGAGAAGAGCAUGAUACGCAGACAGACAGACCAAAAACUUUGGAUUCCAAUUUAUUUCUUUGCUUUUAUCUCCCUUGAUUCUCGUUAGGUUCUUCCUUCAAGAAUUUUCUUGGUAUAAAACAUUGGCACUCUCUAAUUAGGUUGUCCUGGUGAUUGAACAGUCA
Malus domestica (apple) is the source of this 1217-nucleotide messenger RNA. RefSeq lists its product as uncharacterized. NCBI's taxonomy places the organism in Eukaryota, Viridiplantae, Streptophyta, Magnoliopsida, Rosales, Rosaceae. The record is from RefSeq and is a predicted model, not a curated record.